AUGGAGAGACUCAUCAACCCUUUCACAUCAUUCACCACGUCAGACAGGCGCCCGAACAACUCAGCAGGCGCAUCGCAGCCUGAUUCCCAGCCUCAGCAUAUCGAAUGUGCUGCUUGCUUCGAUGACUGCACGGACAAGCACGUCCAGGUCGCCGGCGACCACCUCUGCUCCGACUGCUUCGAGACCGGCUACGUUCCCCAAUUCCAGGAUGCCCUCAAGGACGAAAGCAAGUACCCCGUCAAAUACGGGACUACAGUCCUCGAGCCAAGCCACUAUCCGGAAUUUUUCGAUCCAGCCUUCCUAACCUCCUGGCGCAGCAAAGAAGAAGAAUACACCACCCCAGUCAAAUUUCGUCUUUACUGCAAAAACUCCAUCGACGACACUCCCACCGGCAAACGCAACCGCAACGGCACAUCCAUCAUGACUCAACACCCCUGCGGCCACUUCCUCGGAACCAAAACCCUCCUCUCUUCUUCCUCACCCACCAUCCCCUGCCAAUCCUGCAACCACCUCACAUGCACCCGCUGCUCCCAACCCCGGUCCUCAUCCUCAACCCACGAAUGCCCCGCCACGGAAGAAGAAGAAGACAACGCCUUCGAAGGUCUAACCCAAGGCCUAGACUACCAAAUCUGUCCCCUCCCCACCUGCCGCGUAAAAAUGUCUCUACAAGACGGCUGCAACGGCGUGCGCUGCGCCUUCUGUCGCACAGAUUUCUGCUUCAUCUGCGGAGAAAAAUCUUCGCGUGGACACUGGGACGCAGGUCAGGAAAACGGGUGUCCGAGAUUCGGGACGAAGGGGAGUCGGAGGGCGAUUUUCGAUGAUCCGAAUCCUCAUCCGCCUGCUAACGAACGCAUGCUCAGAGAAGGAUUGGAAAUGUUGACGACGGAACAACUUCUUGCGAUGUGGGAACGCAUGCAGGCGCGAAUCGAAGCUCGGAAUGCGAACAACCCCCCGAACGCUCCUCGUCCUCGUACUGGAUUGGAGAAUUUCUCGGAUCAGGAAAUUGUUGACCGGGUGUUGGCGCGAUCUGCUGCUUCUCGUCGUGCAAAUAACACCGGAACCAGAACGCGAAGUUCUUUCUGA
Pseudocercospora fijiensis CIRAD86 is the source of this 1083-nucleotide messenger RNA. RefSeq lists its product as uncharacterized. Gene Ontology annotation, molecular function: zinc ion binding. The transcript has a single exon. The record is from RefSeq and is a predicted model, not a curated record. NCBI's taxonomy places the organism in Eukaryota, Fungi, Ascomycota, Dothideomycetes, Mycosphaerellales, Mycosphaerellaceae. Bases 1 to 1083 code for a protein of 360 amino acids.